UUUUUCCACCGAAAAUCUUCCUCUUUUUUAUUAAAAUUAAACAAUUCAAAAUCAGUGGUGGGAUUUUAUAAACAAAAACCCUUUACCCUCGUCGCUUCACUACACCCCCUUUCAUCGCCGUUUUCAUCAAGACAGAGAGCUUCUUCUUCCUUUUCAGGGUAUGAAAAUGGGACCAUGUUGAAUAUCAUAGAAGAUCACAUGAAGCUAUAAACAAGAAACAAAGAAAAUAAUGGGAGGUUGCUGCUCUUCAUCUCGAAAAUUUCAGCUCCACGGAACCCCCGUGUACUAUUAUUGUCCACCGGCUUUGGAGGAACACGAAUCCUCGACACCCCACGAUAGCGGUUUCCCGCCACGAUUAUUGAUCGAUGUAAACCUUGAUACGUCGAUUCCUGACACUUUCCGAUCUCCCCCGAGACCGAUCCCAUUUGAUGUCGUUUUAGGAAUUUCACAAUCGACAAACGCCAGCCCCGAUGGGCAAGCGUUCGGUGAUCUUGAUUAUCAAAAACCGACUCGCGUUGACCUAAAGGAAUUAGAUCGUGAAAUCGAGCGUGACACCCCGUUCAUCAAGUCCCCGAAGAAAGUCGAGGUUGGACUUCAAGAAUCCAAAUGUGUUGAUGAUUCAACAAUGGAGGAAGAGGAAGUUUGUCCCACUUGUUUUGAAGAAUACGAUGCGGAGAACCCUAGAAUCGUAACGAAAUGUAACCAUCGGUUUCACCUUUCGUGCAUUCUCGAGUGGAUGGAAAGAAGCGACACUUGCCCGAUAUGCAGUCAGGAAAUGGAUUUCGAAGCUCGAUAACACUCUCAUUCAAAAAGAAAUUGAGAUCGAUCACGAGGGCCACGAAGAUUUGUCCUUGGUGUCUUCUUAUUGCGUUUGCCCAUUAAUAGAGAUUAAGGCGAACAUUUAAUUCUAGCCUCUGUGUUACAGAGGCUAAAAGUAAACGUCUGUUUUAAUCUCUAUCAGAAUCUUGUAGACUGGCUGUAUAAAUUAAUUAAUACAUGUUAUUGCCUCGGGAUAUCAUUGUUGGUUCAGUGAAAACUAAUUACCGACACGUUGGUGGUCUCGUGUAUGUAGAAUUGAACGGAAAUGAUGUAUAAAGGUGUAUCGUCAUUGGAUUGUCUUGAA
Molecule: messenger RNA, 1123 nt
Organism: Cynara cardunculus var. scolymus (artichoke)
Lineage: Eukaryota; Viridiplantae; Streptophyta; Magnoliopsida; Asterales; Asteraceae
Product: probable E3 ubiquitin-protein ligase RHB1A
Exons: 5
Coding region: 230-796 (188 amino acids)
Molecular function (GO): ubiquitin-protein transferase activity
Source: RefSeq, a predicted model, not a curated record